UUGUCUUCUUCCAUAUGCGGAACCCCGGUUGAAGAGGGAAGUUCAGUUUUGUUUUCAUCGAGUCACAAAUAGCUUUCCUUCUUCUCCGAAGUAAUAAAGAAUGAUUGGAUACAGUUGACUUCUGCUCCGUGGAGAUUUUAGUCUAAUGGCUAUACGUCUCAUUUACAGCUCCUCAGUAAAUUUUCAUUGACAAGCAGCCAAAUGUCUGAGCAGCAGCCACUGAGCCAGCCCCUGCAAACUGAAGAGCCAUUGCUGAAUGACCAGGAGAUGCAGUUCUGGCUGGACAAAGCAGUGGCAUGGGGCCAGGCUGACAGUCCGGACACGCAGAAAGACACCUGCCUACAUAUGAGCAGACUCAGGGAUUUCCUCCAGCAGCUUCUCACACAAGUGAACAGCAUGAGCUCAACAACAGAAACCAUGAAGAGGCUGCCCUUCUUAGGCCAGCUUUUGGGCCGGCUGUGCUGGAAUCCUUAUGUCACUGUGUGUGAUACAAGCAGAGGGCUGCUGCUUGGGUGUCUUUGGGAACUGUACUCAGAGCGUCCAAGCAAUGCUGUGGAGCAAAAAGCCAACCAGUGGAUACGGAAAGUGUUGUGUCAGCUUUCCACAGAAGAAGAAGACACUGCAGCACAAGCGUUAAUGAAGUGUACGGGUGUACCAGCUAAAGAGUACCACCUUAAAGUCCUGAGAAAGAAGGUGGCGCUGCUGCAGGAAAAUGUUGGACAAAGCUGCACAUUAUUUAACAGUCAGAGGUGUUCAUGUGACAGGAUUGUGGCUAUAUCAGAGGCAUGCAUCCCCAUUGUCGCUUGUCCCGAGGCAUCUUCUCUCAUUAGUCUAUUGCUACAGCGGCCGGUGGCUUGUGUCACAGAAGUUCUCAGUGAAGACUUUCUGGAUGCUUUGACCUCUGCUUACUCAAGGCAGGGUUUGGCAUUGGAGGAGCAGGCCUUGGUAUCUCUGUGGUAUCACAGCUUCUCCAGCCUGGAAGAAGCAGUCCUCAGUCUGUUGCAGUCUGUUAUAACUACAGGGUUAACACCACAGAAGCUAGAGCAACAAGUAGCACAGUCACUGCUGCCUAAAGCUUGUGCUCAGCACUGCUCAGUAUUCUUGGUUGUAAAUGACAUCUUUAGGUCCGCCCUUAAGCAAGCUGAAGGAAAUGAGUUUGUUAAGGCUCUGGUCCAAACCUUUACCAAGUGUUUCCUGAAGGAACUGGCGCUGCUGAAGCCUCAGACAAGCAUAUCUGUGAAAGCCUUCUUCCCACAGUCGCCUUCAAGUCUGCUGGUUCCCCUCUUGACGAUGCCAUCAGAGAUGCCUCAGGGGGCUUGGAGAAAUCACCUGAACUGGCUGAGCAGCUCAUUACAGAGACUGACAGAGGAGGAAGAGGAGGGAGACGGAGACGGCAGAAGCACCAGGGGGCACCACAACGUGUUUGAGGCCUGGUUCCUGCUGGUUCAGUGUGCCCACUGGGUACAGGUGGCUGUCCAGCUGCUGGUCACAUCUGGGACUGAAGAUGGUGAUCCCUUCCUAUGGCUGUUGAUAUUCUACCACUACCCCACCAACAGGUGGCACCACAGAGCUUCACAGCUGGCACGGGCCAAAGAAGCUUGGAACCACAUACGCACUCUUUUCUCGGGCGCAGCUCAUCCUCUUCCCAGCGACCGCCUGCAGUCACUGGUCACGCUGGUUUCACCACAACCUGAGCAGCAAUCACUUGCUCCAUCAUUGACUGUCAGCCUUUUGGUUAAUGUUGCCGUUUUCUGCCAGCUAUCACCAAGUGGCUCAGCAGAGGUUUUACAGGCGGUGGUGGAUCAGUCUGGUCUGCUUGAUGAAGCAGCAUGUGUUCUCAGCUCACUGGAGCUCAGACUAAACGAAGGAAGCUGUUUAUCAAGAGACACAGUUCAUCUAAGGAUCAAGGAACUUCAAAAGACGAUAACGCAAAUGCAUUCAGAUGGGACAUAAGGCCACAUCAAGUUCCCUCCACGCUGAGCUUCCCUCCAGGUGUAGCCCAUCUCCUGUAGCUCUGCCGCAACAUUUCUCCUCCAGGUGGUAUGGAGUCUGCCCGGCUGUAAUAAGUGUCUCGGAUGUGUAAUUUACAUAUAAAAUCAGUGUAACAGGCAAGAGUGCCUGUCUAAUCUUCAGAUUCUCUCUGUUUUGUCUCUUGAACAAAAGCUGUACACAGAUUUUUACCAAAAAAUCAUUUUAUUUUAACAUAAACAGCAAAUACAAAAAAUCAACUAUACACAAACAGGUUUGCCGUUAGUAUCUGCAGAGCAGCACAUGUAGAAAUGCCCUGAGAGUUGCCCGUUUCAAUACAGGCUGCAGUGAAUUCGUUAAAACAAAACCGAAAAAACUCCAAAAACAUUACUCACCUCAAAGAAUUUCCAGUCUAAACUCCAAAGAACCGAAUCGUGACUUUAGACUAAACAGACAAGAACUCACACUUACACGCACACCUACACAAAGACACUAACAGCAGCUCAGCUUGGAUGGACAUGCAGUGACUUUUCCUUGAAAUAUGUUUAAGUUUUUGUUUUGUUUUUUUACAUAAUUAUUUCUUUUCUAUUUUCCCUUUCCACACCAACAAUAUCUCAUAAUGAACAGAUUGUAUAGUUAUGGGUUACAAUUCACUUUUUCCCUUUUCAAUUCACUUCUUUUCCUACAUUUAAAUAGGAGAAUGAAAUUGGAUUAACUGACUGGUAAGAAAUCAGCAAACCGUCAAAAAUUGAGCCAGAUUUGACAGAUGAGGUUUAACGUUGUCCGUACAAAUAUUUUGUGUGUAACUGAGAGUCAUCUGAAGCUGUUAAUCAAUUUAUUAAUUAACCAAAUAUAUUAAAUUGUGCAGAACUGUCCAUUUUACUGGUUAACAAUUUCCUGUCACUGGCAUUGUACAUUAACCCUCUGAGGUCCAUGUUGCAAUUAGUUCUAAAAAGCACACCACUUUCAAAGAUGCAUAAAUGCAUUGAGUUGCUGUCAUAUGAUUGGCUGAUUAGAAAUCUGCAUUUAGAAGCAGUUGAAUGGGUGAACCUAACAAAGUGGCUGUCUUGGCCAUCAUGGAAUAAAGACUAUAGAGACUAUACAGACCCAUCACACAUUAUGUCUUAUUUUACACAAAUAUCUGUUUCUUUCUUCAUAUGAAGGGAUUGGGAUUAACACCUUUGAUAACUCAGUCCUCAGAGGGUUAAUAAAAUAUGAAUAAUUACUUCAGCCGACCAGCAAGCAUACCAACAUUCAAGCCUCCGGCUGACUAAUUGUGCACAUAUCUAGCACAUACCAGCCAUUUCUUAGACUUGAAUGAACAGAACUGCUGUGCUCUAAACUUUGCCAGUUGGCCUUAGUUGCAGAGCAUGAAUGCAACCCUCUGGUUUUCACACUGCUGAGCUAUUCUGCACCAUCCAGGCAAAAGAGCAGGUGAGUGCUGGACUCUCGUACGGCUGCUGUGCCAAACUCCUGUCUCUCCUGUCUGUAGUCAGCAACCUGGAAGAAAAUGAAGAAUAUGUUCACACAGGAGCCUUACAGAACAUUUGGUAGAUGCUUACAAUGCUCUAACGGGUUAUCUAUGUGCUGUGAAGACAAACACAGAAUGCAGGUUUUAGUCCAGUCUAAAGAAUCCAACGCAGGUGUCAUUGGCUAAGAUGCAGAACAUACAAGUAGAAAAUAUUUCAGAAUUAAAUAAAACAAAUUUUUAUAUCCUAAAAAGACAUUUUUCCGUUUGCUCUCAAUGUCACCACGUUCAAAAUCCAAACUAUUCAACAAAAACAAUGACAACAGUAAAUUUAAAGUGUUAAC
Oreochromis aureus is the source of this 3780-nucleotide messenger RNA. RefSeq names its product FA complementation group C (gene fancc). Gene Ontology annotation, biological process: nucleotide-excision repair; interstrand cross-link repair; cellular response to oxidative stress. The record is from RefSeq and is a predicted model, not a curated record. The coding region runs from base 202 to 1953 and encodes 583 amino acids. Gene Ontology annotation, cellular component: Fanconi anaemia nuclear complex. Lineage: Eukaryota; Metazoa; Chordata; Actinopteri; Cichliformes; Cichlidae. The transcript is spliced from 16 exons.